Molecule: messenger RNA, 2480 nt
Organism: Dreissena polymorpha
Lineage: Eukaryota; Metazoa; Mollusca; Bivalvia; Myida; Dreissenidae
Product: palmitoyl-protein thioesterase 1-like
Exons: 9
Coding region: 59-958 (299 amino acids)
Biological process (GO): protein depalmitoylation; receptor-mediated endocytosis
Cellular component (GO): lysosome
Molecular function (GO): palmitoyl-(protein) hydrolase activity
Source: RefSeq, a predicted model, not a curated record
AACUAAAACACUAAUACUAUUUUUAAUCAAUGAUCCCUUUGUCAUAUGACUUACCAAAAUGGCGAUCGCUGUAAAAUGGUUUUUAUUUUCCCUGUUGGCAGGUUUAAUGGCAAAAGCGUCAAAUGAACCUGUGCCAGUUGUCAUUUGGCAUGGAAUGGGAGACAGUUGCUGCAACCCUCUUAGUAUGGGGUCAAUAAAGAAACUGAUUGAAAAACACAUCAAAGAUGUGUACGUCCUGUCACUUGAAAUCGGGUCAAGUAUUGAAGAAGACACACUUAAUGGGUUCUUCAAGAACGUGAACGACCAGGUUGCCAUGGUUUGUUCACAGCUGGCUGCUGAUAAAAAACUGGCUGGAGGAUACAACGCAAUUGGUUUCUCCCAAGGUGGACAAUUUCUCCGUGCUGUGGCCCAGAGGUGCCCGACUCCCCCAGUCCUCAAUCUGAUCUCAGUGGGAGGCCAACAGCAAGGUGUAUUUGGACUUCCCCACUGCCCUGGGAGUUUUUCCAUAUGUGAAGCAGUACGUAAACUUCUCAAUCAAGGAGCAUAUGUGCCGCUCAUAUCUAUUCAAGGCUUGUGCAAGGCAGAAUACUGGCAUGACCCCCUCAACGAGGCAGAGUACCAGGCCAAGAGCGUCUUCCUGGCAGACAUUAACCAAGAAAAUUCUGUGAAUGCAACGUACAAGGCCAACCUGCUGAAGUUGAAGAAUCUGGUCCUGGUUCAGUUCCUACAGGACACAAUGGUCAUCCCAAGGGAGAGUGAGUGGUUUGGUUACUACAUUCCUGGCCAAGACAAGAAGCUGUACACCAUGUAUGAGAGCCCCCUGUAUCUGCAGGACAAGCUUGGUUUAAAGACUCUCAACGACACGGGUCGUAUCACAUUCCUCUCUUCCGACUCUGACCACUUGCAAUUCACGGAGCAGUGGUUCAUAGACAACAUCAUCACGAAGUUCCUGCAGUAGACACUCAACAUAUCCCACCCACUGUGCACUUUUUGGAACAGAAACAUUGAAAUAGAAUUAAUGAAAGAUGAUAAAAGGCUUUUCUUUUCAAAAAUAUGGUAUUCUUCCAAUAAAACAAUAAUAUUCAAAUUGUAUGGUGCAGAUACAAGAUAUUUUGCUACAGGAAAACCUUCCCCACUUGCACUUCAAACUAAAAUCAAAAGAAAAAAAAGAGAAUAAUUGUCUGAUAAUCUAUUAUUUUUAAUAAAUUUACAAGUACAGUACCCACCGCUAAAAUAUUAAACAAAUAUUGUUCUCUCAAUUAAAGUAUGCCUCACCCAUAAAGCUUGCUGAAUAAUGUAAUGUAUACAACUUCUUAUACAACAAACAAUAGCCUUAAUUGUUCAAGUAUUGCUUUUACAGAAUCUAAACUAUUACUGCAACUGCUUUAUUGAGUCAACUGAAGAGAAAGCUGGUGAACACUCUACGCAUCACAUUUUGUGCCUUAUCUUCAUGAAACUUACUGGGCAUCUUUGUUUCAAGGAUUUCUGGACCGAGUUUGAUAAGAGUUCUUGCCCUUUGAAAAACAUAGCUAUGAGGGGGCAGGUCAGUUUUUCUUAUAUGCCAAGAGUGAAACCUUGUCAACACUCUAAAAGUUGCAUUUUGUGUCAAAUCUGCUCUCAUAUAUCAGACUUUGCACAAAAUAAAAAUGACUCAGCCAGCCUUGUCGUUAUUUUUUUCUAGAGCAUGUGUGAUUUCAAGAGAAAUCAAUGUCAAUUUAAAUCUUUAUGUCUCUCAGUCUGUGAUAUUAAUCAUUGCAUGUAUGAUUUCUGUGCAAGUCAUUUAUAUUUUUCUGUAUUUCCCCUAAAUAUAUGCUGAGUUUGCUAACCAAAACCUUUUUUAAUAUUCGUCACAUGGCACAGCAGGAAUUUUCAGAUAAAUGUUGUUUGUUUACACCAAAGUGUGAAAUGUCAUGUAUUAUGAAUGUAACAAAUCAAAUAAGAUCAUGACAUUUUGAGGUUGCAAGUUUGUCUACAUAGGUUGAUUUUUCACUAUUUUCACAGUGUAUGUUCACUGUUAAGUUUACAUGUGAGUUAUGUAAUAUUUGAUAUCAAUUCUUAACCUUAUAAUUAUAUUCUGAUUGUUGUAUAGUUAUUUAUGCAUAUCACCGUUCAAGAGGAAUACUUUAGCUAGAUGUAUUAAAGAUUAAAAUGCUGCAAAAUAUCUUAACAUGCUAAGCUUUUACAUUUCAUGAACGUGCUUUAAAAAAAAUAUACAUGAAUUCCUAUUAUUUAUUACGUUGUAUUUGCAUUUAACAAACGUUUGAAGAUAUUUUAAAUUAUAAUGUCACAAUUCUGUGUUAUAUAUGUGUGAAGACAAAAGGGAAUAUAAUGUCAAGAUUCCACUCUUAGUAUGAUUGACUAUAAGUGUUUUAAUUGUGUGAAAAAUAUCAGUUCAAAUAGUCAUUAAUUUGUGUAAAUAUAAGUAAUGUAUGUCCUCUAUUAUAAUAUAUGUGGUGAUUAAAAUGGAAUGGUAACAAUAA